Messenger RNA from Cornus florida, 1832 nucleotides. RefSeq names its product beta-glucuronosyltransferase GlcAT14C. Gene Ontology annotation, molecular function: glucuronosyltransferase activity. The record is from RefSeq and is a predicted model, not a curated record. The transcript has 4 exons. Bases 382 to 1653 code for a protein of 423 amino acids. Gene Ontology annotation, cellular component: membrane. Lineage: Eukaryota; Viridiplantae; Streptophyta; Magnoliopsida; Cornales; Cornaceae.
AUAGUCCUCGCCUAUUUCAGAAAUUAGAGGGUCCAUCAGUCAUUUGCUAAAAAAUUGGGGGAGAUAACUGGAAAACAAACAUUUAUACACUCCCAAUUUCCCUCUAAACCCAAAUCUCUUUUCAAAACAAACCUGUAAAAAGAAUAGCUUCAAGUUCAAGUUAAGCUACUAAUUUGAGCUAAAAGCGUAGAACCAACCAACCCCACCAAAUCUAGCGAAAAACCCCUAAAAAAUUUCAAUGUCCCCCCAAAUUUCCAAUCUCUCUCUCCUCUCCCAUCCCAACUGAUCUUCCAUUUUCUGUAACAAUAAUCAUCUGAUCUGAUAAAUUUUCUUAGGGUUUUAGAUUAAUCCACUCGUUCUGAUCCAAAACCCUAACUCACAAUGAAACGAACCCACAUUUUGGUUUGUUUCGAUCGAAAAUGGCUAAUGCCUUUGAUUUUAGCUUCCACACUCUGUAUCGUACUUCUUCUCACAGUAACCCUAGGCCAAUACAAAUUAUCAUCCGAACCUAAUUCGAGUUCUUCUUCUUCAAUUCAUUCGAGAUCAACAGGUUCGGCAUCGAAUUCCGGUACCGGAAGUGAUCGGUUGGGUCUGCCGGAGUUGCCGAGGUUCGCGUACUUGUUAUCGGGGACGAAGGGAGAUGGACCGCGUUUGCAGCGACUGCUUCAGGCGGUGUAUCACCCGAGGAACUACUACUUGUUGCAUCUUGAUCUUGAAGCAUUGGACGUUGAGAGACUUGAGCUUGCUAAGUUUGUGAAAUCGGAGGCGGUCACUAGGGAUUUCAAGAAUGUAAUGGUGGUUGGUAAGGCAGAUCUGGUGACGUAUAAGGGGCCGACGAUGACUGCAAGUACGCUUCAUGCGAUCGCAAUAUUGUUGAAGCAGGCGAAGGAGUGGGAUUGGUUUAUAAAUCUCAGUGCUUCGGAUUAUCCCCUUGUGCCGCAAGAUGAUCUUCUGCACAUAUUCUCGUACUUGCCUAGGGAUCUGAACUUUCUUGAGCACACAAGCAAUAUGGGUUGGAAAGAGUUUCAAAGAGCUAGGCCUAUCAUCAUUGAUCCAGGCUUGUACCAUUCUAAGAAAUCUGGUGUAUUUUGGGCCAAAGAGAAGAGAUCUGUGCCUGCUUCUUUCAAGUUAUUUGUUGGAUCUGAAUGGGUGGUGCUGACAAGAUCAUUUCUUGAAUUCUGUGUUUGGGGAUGGGAUAAUCUCCCACGCACUCUCCUCAUGUACUACACAAACUUCAUGUCAUCUCCCGAGGGCUAUUUUCACACUGUCGUCUGCAAUCACAAAGACUACCAAAACACAACAGUAAACCAUGACUUGCAUUAUAUAAAAUGGGAUAAUCCUCCAAAGCAGCAUCCAAUUACUUUAACCUUGGAGUAUUUUGAUGACAUGGUCGAGGUUGGUGCCCCUUUUGCCCGUAAGUUUGCCAAGGAUGAUCCAGUUCUUGACAAAAUCGAUGAGGAACUCCUAAGGAAGCCAUCUGGCCAAUUUACGCCUGGUGGAUGGUGUGUGGGAAAUUCUGCUCUAGGUAAAGAUCCUUGUAUAGUUUUUGGGAAUCCAGUUGCAGUUAAACCCUCUGCAAGUUCAAAAAGGCUUGAGAAACUUUUAGCGAAACUCCUUGAUUCUGAAAAUUUCAGGUCUAAACAGUGUAAAUAAUGUUGUAAGGCUUCAUUUUACCCCCGCAAAUAUUUUGCACUCUGUUGAUAAGUAGAUUAUUAGUCUGUGUACUAUCAUGUGAAUAUUAUUCAGUGACGGAUUGAGCUGUGUAAAGGCUACAUGGUUCUGUGAAGAUUGAACUGCAACAAUGUGGUCACAAAGCAUUUCAUCGCCCUGAA